Molecule: messenger RNA, 1978 nt
Organism: Rhodamnia argentea
Lineage: Eukaryota; Viridiplantae; Streptophyta; Magnoliopsida; Myrtales; Myrtaceae
Product: AAA-ATPase At3g28580-like
Exons: 2
Coding region: 30-1730 (566 amino acids)
Molecular function (GO): ATP binding; ATP hydrolysis activity
Source: RefSeq, a predicted model, not a curated record
AGAGAAAACCCAAAAGAGAAAAGAAGUCCAUGACCACUGCUCCCAUGCCCAACCUCACCCUAGAGAACGAGAACGAGAACGAGAACCAGACCGACCCACAAGACCCAUCGUCUCUCGGAAGGAGCAGCUGGCACAGAGGGAGGCUACCGAGGCCGACGACGACGACCAUGAGGAUGUUGAUGGCGAUGAUGAUGCCGCCGAUGAUGAUGGAAAUGUGGGCGACCAUGGGCUCGGCCCUCGCCAGCUUCAUGUUCAUCUGGGCCAUGAUCCGGCAGUACUGCCCCUACGAGCUCCGCCGCUACUUCGAGAAGUACACCGGCCGGCUCACCUCCUGCUUCUACCCGUACAUCAAGAUCUCCAUCCACGAGUACAGCAGCGACCGGCUCCGGCGGAGCGAGGCCUACGCCGCCGUGGAGGCCUACCUGAGCAAGAACACCUCCAAGAGCGCCAAGCGGCUCAAGGCCGAGAUGGGCAAGGACAGCAACAACCUGGUCCUGACCAUGGAGGAGUCCGAGAGGGUCACCGACAAGUACAUGGGGAUCAAGGUCUGGUGGGCCUCCAGCAAGAUGACGUCGCCGCCGCCGCCGCGGUCCAUGACUUACUAUCCGGAGCAGGAGAAGAGGUUUUACCGGCUGACAUUCCAUAAGAAGCAUAGGGAGGUCAUCGCCGAGUCCUACCUGAAGCAUGUGAUCAAAGAAGGGAAGGAGAUAAGAUCAAGAAACAGGCAGAGGAAGCUGUUCACGAACUCGCCGGGUUUCAAAUGGCUGUCCAUGAAGUCCACAAUGUGGAGCCACAUCGCUUUCGAGCACCCGGCCACGUUCGACACCAUGGCCAUGGAGCCCGAGAAGAAGAGGGAGAUCAUGGAGGACUUGGUGACUUUCAGCAAAAGCAAGGAUUUUUAUGCCAGGAUUGGGAAGGCUUGGAAGAGGGGUUACCUCCUCUAUGGACCUCCCGGCACGGGCAAGUCCACCAUGAUCGCCGCCAUGGCCAAUUUCCUCCACUACGACGUGUACGACCUCGAGCUCACGGCGGUCAAGGACAACACCGACCUCCGGAAGCUGUUGAUCGAGACGACAAGCAAAUCGAUCAUCGUGAUCGAGGACAUCGACUGCUCUCUGGACCUCACGGGGCAGAGGAAGAAGAAGGGUGAGAAGCUGCCGUUGGAGGACGAGAGCAUGGACAAGCUCAACAAGGAUAUUCCCAGGAGAGACCCGUAUGAAGAUACCACCAGUAAGGUCACUCUUUCAGGGCUCUUGAACUUCAUUGAUGGGUUGUGGUCUGCUUGUGGAGGAGAGAGGCUCAUUGUCUUCACCACCAAUUAUGUGGAGAAGUUGGAUCCUGCGCUCAUAAGGAGGGGUAGGAUGGACAAGCACAUCGAGCUUUCGUAUUGCUGCUUCGAGGGGUUCAAAGUGCUGGCUAAGAAUUACCUCAGUCUCGAAACGCAUCCGAUGUUCGACAUGGUCCGCCGCUUGAUGAGCGAAGUGAACGUCACUCCUGCUGAUGUUGCUGAGAACCUCAUGCCCAAAUCCCCAACUGAUGAUGCCGAGAUAUGUCUUUCGAGGUUGAUUCAGGCCCUCGAGGAAGCAAAGGAAGCUGCUGCCGCCGCCGCCGCCGCCGCCGCAAAGAGAAGCAACGAAUCCAGAGACGAGGCUGCCAAGGAAGGCGUGAAAAGAGCUGCUGAAUCAAAAGAUGGGGCUGCCGAGGAAGACGCUGUUCGGACCAAAGACUGAUCGGGAACGAGCUCCAGCAUUUGCAGCAUGUCUUUCUGGUAAUACUGAUUACCCAGCAGCAAAAAGCCAUGGUCAUUUGUGGUCUUGUGUAGUAAUUGAUCAAAUGACUUUUUCUAUGUUCUUGAGAAAACAAGUUUUUGUCCAGGCGACAUGUUUAGGAGGAUCGAAGAUAAAAUGUUUUUCCUUUUGUCUAUGGUUUUUUUUUUCUAGAAAGCUUAUGCUGUUUACUAGAAACCCUUUUUAUGGCA